AUGCUAAUUAUGUUAAGUAGCAACAUUUUAGAGCUUGUCGACUUUGGAAAAGAACCUCCAGCUUUGUGUAAUGCAGGCCCUAUCGGGGAGGACCUCUGGAAUUGGCAAGCAACCAUUACUGGGCCUCCAAAUUCGCCUUAUCAAGGAGGAGUAUUUUACUUAAACAUUAAUUUCCCCCAAGAUUAUCCGUUUAAACCUCCGCAAGAUUAG
Molecule: messenger RNA, 210 nt
Organism: Meloidogyne enterolobii
Lineage: Eukaryota; Metazoa; Nematoda; Chromadorea; Rhabditida; Meloidogynidae
Source: the annotation of a GenBank genome assembly